Molecule: messenger RNA, 2444 nt
Organism: Arabidopsis thaliana (thale cress)
Lineage: Eukaryota; Viridiplantae; Streptophyta; Magnoliopsida; Brassicales; Brassicaceae
Gene: PHOS34
Product: Adenine nucleotide alpha hydrolases-like superfamily protein
Exons: 2
Coding region: 230-1009 (259 amino acids)
Biological process (GO): response to molecule of fungal origin
Cellular component (GO): chloroplast
Source: RefSeq, marked reviewed
CAGCUGCUCAGCACGUUCUCGUAAUUUUCAACUUCUUGACAAUUUAAUACAUCCAUUAUCCAAACAAUUAGCAAUUAAUUACACUUAUAAAUUAAUUUGUAAACUAAUUAAAACUGACAAACACGGCUCUCUCUUCUUCAUCAUCAUCAUCAUCUUCCUCUCGAUCGGAAAAUAGUCAAAAGUUUCUAUAAAUUGUUGAAUCAAAGCAGAGAAGAAGAAGAAGACGAUCAUGAAUCCAGAUUCCGAUUAUCCUCAUCUCCCUAACAUCAAGAUCCACCAUCCUUCAUCUCCUCGUCACUCUCACCACCACUCUUCCUCCACUCCUUCCGCCGCUACUCCUACCCCAACCGCCGGUGCUCGCCGUAAGAUCGGAGUCGCCGUUGACCUUUCCGAAGAAAGCGCUUUCGCUGUUCGCUGGGCUGUCGAUCAUUACAUCCGUCCCGGAGACGCCGUCGUCAUUCUCCACGUUUCUCCAACCUCCGUUCUCUUCGGCGCCGAUUGGGGACCUCUCCCUCUCCAAACUCCUCCUCCUCCUUCCGCCGCUACCGAUCCCGGAGCUCAGCCGAAGCCUAGUCAGGAAGAUUUCGAUGCGUUUACUUCUUCCAAAGUAGCGGAUCUAGCGAAGCCGUUGAAGGAAGCUGGGUUUCCUCAUAAGAUCCAUAUAGUGAAAGAUCACGAUAUGAGAGAGAGGCUUUGCUUAGAGACUGAAAGGCUUAAUCUAAGCGCCGUGAUAAUGGGAAGCAGAGGAUUUGGUGCUGAGAAGAGAGGAAGUGAUGGCAAGCUUGGCUCUGUUAGUGAUUAUUGUGUUCACCAUUGUGUUUGUCCUGUUGUUGUUGUUAGAUAUCCUGAUGAUCGUGAUGGUCCUGCUCCUCCUGGGAAUGUUGGAGCUACCAGGGAAGCUAUUGUCACUGUUAAAUCACGUAGGGAUGAUGACGAUGAUGAUGAUGAAGAUCAUGAGGCUAAGAUUGCUGCUGCUGCUUCCGAUCAUCAUGAACACAUCAAAGGUUAGGAUCCAUUCAUUACUUUCUCUCGUUGACUUGCUAUAUAAGGUUGGUGGUGGUGGCAUAAGUUUUUGGAAUUGUUCUGAAUACCUUAGCUUUGUGUUUUCUAGAGAUUGCCAAUGAUGGAAACUUGUAAAACUUAGAUCUUUCUAUGAUUCGUCUUCAGAAAUUAGAGUAUUGUGACUUUUAAUUUGCUCGACUCUGUUUCACCUUGUAGGAGUGGUUUUACGAAUGAGCCGGUUACUUAACUUUCUGCUUUAGUAUCGAAAAGUAUUUGAUUUUUCCAUAUUUUUUUUGUGUCUGUUGCUUUGUUGAGUGUAUGUUAAAUUUCGUAGCCAUUUUUGAUGACUAUCUAGAAGUUUUUGGAAAUUUUCACUGCAAUGCAAGAGCAAGUAUGGAAAUGAACUUCAACGUUUUCUCACUUCAUGAUUUUCCUACACUGCUUUUGCUCUUCUUUACUAAAACUGGUUGUGUUUCAAUUCGAAUAUUCUUGAUACCUCUCAGUCUAGAAGAAAAUUGCGUUUGGCCCCCACCAAGAAAGGUUUUUUUUUUUGGGUGAUCUCUUGACUCUUUUCUAUAUUUGAUCUGGUUUGGAGUAAUAGUAAGCAAAGUUUCACAAUUCUUGACUUGAUAAAGAAGAGAAGAGACAAAUCUCCUGUGCUUCCUGGCGAAACUCCUUUUCAGUAAAUUAGAGAAAAUAUCUGGUUGGUGGCAUUUUGUAAAACUUGACUAGGGAAAAACUUGAGAAUAGAGUGAUAUAGAAAUCAUAAGCACUUCUCUUUGUUUGAUCUAGCUAGUCUAUUGCUAAGACAGCCUUUGUUAUACACUUUUCUAGACAUAUGAUAACUGUGCGUAAGAUGAUGCAAAAUAGCUAUGAAUUGUCAAAGCCUAGGUUUGCAAAAGAAAAUGUACAUGAUCUUUUCUUGAUUGACUCCUCUUGUGAAUCUUAGUUUCAACUCUUACAAGUUGACACUUGUAGAAGGAUAUUUGACAUCAAGCUAAUUAAUUAAAACAAGGUUGUCUGGGUAUGAUUUUAUUAUCCAAAGCGAAUAACUAUUGAGCCCUCUUCCUUUUACAGAUGAGUAAAGUGCCUUAGUAUCUCAUCAGGUUCACCCUCUUCACAGUCAGGUACAACGAUGGAUGAAACAAAACGGAUUUGUGCAGAGGAGUGUGUUUGUGUGUUUGUUUAUUGCUAUCUUUUGCAAUAUUGAAAAGUCUCUGGAAUCUCCUCUGGAUUAUUUAUUCCCAGUCCUUGUUCUUCUUAUAAUUCUCCAUGUAUGAUUUUCACAUUUAAACAAUGCCCUUUUCCAUGUAUGACUUUCACAUUUAAACAAUACCCUUUUGGGGUUAUGACCUUAAUCUUCAAUCUAAUUUGAUAUCCGAUGAGAUACUAAAAGAUGGAAUCUAUUUUGGUUUUUAACACUUAAAACAAAUCGACCAAAG